Molecule: messenger RNA, 309 nt
Organism: Dentiscutata heterogama
Lineage: Eukaryota; Fungi; Glomeromycota; Glomeromycetes; Diversisporales; Gigasporaceae
Source: the annotation of a GenBank genome assembly
AUGACCGAUUAUCCUGGUUAUGUUUACGCUGCCACUAUCUCGUUGGGAGGAGUUUUUGGUUACAUAAAAGCAGGGAGUCUACCUUCUUUGUUUUUCGGUUUAACUUUUGGUGUGUUGGCGGCAUAUGGUGCGAGUAGAGUUAGUACUAAUCCAAGGGAUGUGGUUAUAGCAUUACUUGUAUCGUUGGCGUUGCUUAUUGUAAUGGGCAUUCGUUUCUAUAAAUCUGGAAAAUUUAUGCCAGCUGGCUUAGUUACUGUUCUUAGUUUAAUUUUUACUGUUCGUUAUGGAUAUCGAUUGAUACCUCAAUAA